CUUGAUGACGCUCACGGUUCAAAGAUGGAAAGGGCUACUCUCUUUGCUGCUGUCAGCUUGGCUAAUGUGUAGCUAACUCAGUCCUGUCUCGCUGCAGCCAAAGACUAGACUUUGAACGUGCAGUUAAUGCAGUCUACAAUCAUGAAGAGCUCCAAAGAGGCCGUGCAGGCAGCCGCCAAGGAGUUUCUGCAGUUCGUCAACAGAGGAGUGUCUCCGUAUCACGUGGUUGAGGAAUGCAAAAGGCGCCUCCGGGAGGCCGGAUUUAUCGAGCUUAAGGAGACGGAGCAAUGGCACAUCAAACCAGCCAGCAAAUACUUUGUGACCAGGAACUAUUCCAGCCUGAUCGCCUUCGCUGUGGGGGGACAAUACAAGCCUGGAAAUGGGUUCUCUAUGAUUGGAGCGCACACAGACAGCCCCUGCCUCAGGGUAAAGCCGAGAUCAAAAAGGACAAAGCAGGGUUGUCUGCAGGUGGGGGUGGAGUGUUAUGGAGGCGGCAUCUGGAACACUUGGUUUGAUCGAGAUCUCACUGUCGCUGGGCGGGUUAUGGUCAAGACUGGGGGGAAGCUUGUCCAUCACCUGGUUCACGUUUCCAGGCCUCUGCUCAGGAUCCCCCACCUGGCCAUCCACCUCCAGCGCGACAUCAAUGAUUCCUUCGGUCCAAACAAGGAAAAUCACCUUGUGCCCAUCCUCGCCACCGCUGUCCAGGAGGAGCUUGAGACAGGAUCGUCAUCCUCUGCAGAUAUUUCUUCACCCUCCAGCACGGCGGAGAAACAUCAUCCAGCGCUUGUGAAGGUGCUGUGUUCAGAGCUGGGUGUUGAUGCAGAAGCUCUGAUGGACUUUGAGUUGUGUCUGACUGACACUCAUCCUGCGGUUUUAGGAGGCGUGUACGAGGAGUUCAUCUUCUCUCCCCGGCUAGACAACCUGCACAGCUGCUACUGCGCCCUGCAGGGUCUCGUGGAAUCAUGUUCUGGAGACUCUCUGAACAAAGACCCAAACAUUCGCAUGAUCGCUCUUUACGACAACGAGGAGGUGGGCUCAGAGAGCGCUCAGGGCGCCCACUCACACCUGACGGAGCUGAUCCUCAGUCGCCUCGCCGCCUCCUCUUCCAACCUCACCUCCUUUCAGCAGGCGGCGCCGCUGUCCUUCAUGAUCAGCGCUGACAUGGCACACGCCGUUCACCCCAACUACCAGGAGAAGCAUGAAGAAAACCAUAGACCGUCUUUCCAUAAGGGCCCCGUCAUCAAGUUUAACAGCAAUCAGCGCUACGCCACCACAGCUGUCACCGCCGCCAUUAUCAGGGAAGUGGCCAGCCAGGUGGACGUGCCUCUGCAGGAUGUGAUGGUCCGUAACGACAGUCCUUGUGGAACCACCAUCGGACCCAUCCUGGCCGCUCGACUCGGCAUCCCUGUGGUGGACAUUGGCGGCCCCCAACUUUCCAUGCACUCCAUCAGGGAGAUGUGCUGCACCUCCAGCGUGCUGCAAAGCACCACCCUCUUCAAGGGAUUCUUCGAGUUGUUCCCUGCUGUCAGGAGCAAGCUGUUGGUGGACUAGGUCAUGAAGGCCUCGCAUAAGUGUUCAGGGUCGCGACGAUCUCGUCAGAGAAGAAAAAACAAUUUUGGAAGCCAAAAAAAAUAUUUUCUUUUGGAAAAUAAAAUCUUCAAGAAACCUGAA
Messenger RNA from Oryzias latipes (Japanese medaka), 1671 nucleotides. RefSeq names its product aspartyl aminopeptidase (gene dnpep). Gene Ontology annotation, molecular function: zinc ion binding; aminopeptidase activity. The record is from RefSeq and is a predicted model, not a curated record. Gene Ontology annotation, biological process: proteolysis. NCBI's taxonomy places the organism in Eukaryota, Metazoa, Chordata, Actinopteri, Beloniformes, Adrianichthyidae.